ACGUUUUCAUUGGCCACGCCAGCGAGAGAGGAGGGGGGGACGCGGACGAAUUCCUCAGCGCUCCUCAAAUUUCCUGAAAUCACGGACCUCCAGUUCGCCUUUGUACCGACGAACAUCCAGCUCUCCCUCCUCCCUCCGCCGCAGCUCCGUUCUCCAAAAUGAUGUUCCGAAGUGUUCCUGUGCUCUUGCUGCUGGCCGUGGCGCUCUCCAACGCCGAGGAGGUCCAGAGUAAGAGCAAAGUGUGCGCCAAUGUGUUCUGCGGGGCGGGCAGAGAGUGUGCUGUCAACGAGAAGGGGGAGCCCAGCUGUUUGUGUAUUGAGAGCUGUAAGCCCCACAAGAGGUCAGUGUGUGGCAGCAAUGGUAAAACCUACAGGAAUCACUGUGAGCUCCACAGAGAUGCCUGUCUGACUGGCUUGAAGAUCCAGGUGGCCCAUGACGGACACUGCCAGGAGAAGAAAACAGAUCAGGCAGCUGCCAGCCCAGUGGUAUGUUACGUUGCGGACCGCAAUGAGCUGAGGAAUCGUGUGAUCCAGUGGCUGCAGACUGAGGUGGUCCCAGACGGCUGGUUUGUGAAGGGAUCCAACAUUUCUGACAUCCUGCUCAAAUACUUCAAGACAUAUGACAAUGGUGAUUCCCAGCUGGACUCCUCGGAGCUGCUCAGAUUCAUCCAGCACAACGAAUCAGCUGUGGACAUGCAGGCCUAUGCAGACCAGGAGAGCAACAAGCUGCUCAGGAGCCUUUGUGUUGAUGCUCUCAUUGAGCUGUCUGAUGAGAAUGCUGACUGGAAGUUGAGCUUCGAUGAGUUCCUCAACUGCCUGAAGCCUGGUUUCAAUCCGCCAGAGAAGAAGUGUGCCUUGGAAGAUGAGACAUAUGAAGAUGGUGCUGAGACCCAGGUGGAGUGCAACCGCUGUGUUUGUGCAUGCGGCAACUGGGUCUGCACUGCUAUGACCUGCACUGACAAAACGGCUGUUGUGGAUGAGUCGGUAGAUGCUGGGGCGGAGAUGACUGAGGAGGAGUGGAACCGCCGUGUGGCUGAGCUCAACAAGCACCAGGAAACAGUUGAGAAGAUGAAGAUCAGCACAAAGGAGGUUUAAGUAAGGAAGCAAUGAAGGAGAGGAUGCCAUCACCCUUCCUCCAUACUUGAUUUACCUUGCGGCCCUGUGUAGUAACUAAAUUGACUUAUUCAUGUUUCUUUCUUAUGUUAAUUAUUAUGCCUUUUUACAUUGUUUAUGUGUUUGUGUUGUUAUUUGUUAGAUUCAGGGGCUAUGGAAGAGUAUUAUAGGAUUCACUUGUGUUCAUUACUGUCAUGUUGUUUGAUUGUAUAACUGCACCCUUACACUAGGAAUGGGGCGGUUUUUACUGCAGUCCAUAUAUUUUUACAGUUAUUAUGAGAAAAAAAUAUCAAUUGGUCACUGGUUUGCAAAAUGAAAGUUGCUGUAGAAGAAGGUGAACUUGGAGAAUGCUCCAAUGGAAGUGUGACAGUCGUUUAAGUAAAAAGAAACUGAGACCUAACACCUUGUAUACCCUCACAGGUUUUAUACUUGUUGGCACACUGAACAGGUGUGAACAGGUGUGGGAUGGGAGGUUAAAACUACUAUUGAUUUCGACUCAGUUGGCUUUCAGAACCGCCAGAAUAGGCUACUACUUGACCAAUGCACUUCUCUCUCUUUCUCUCUAGUCUAGUUUUCUUAGGCUUUAGUUUAUCACCAGCCCAAAAUUAGUUUGUAUCUUACAGCUAAUGCAAUCAUUAUUUUGCUGCAAAAAGUGUUUGCUUCUAUGUACAGUAUGUUAUGGGCUUGAGAUGGAAGUCACAUUGCCCCCAUGUUAUACUCAGACAGGCUCGCCGGUGCUUUUAAUUUUAACAUUUCUGUCAAUUAAUCGAUGCUUUGCAAUUCUUUUUGAGCAAAAUCUGUCACUUAAAGAUGUAGUGGUCCAGCUUUUUAGUCUUGAAUAACACCAUUGCACCAAGGUGAGAUGUGAUCUGAAUAUAGGAUGGAGUGAAUGAAACCAAAGCCUGUCGAUGAGAAUGUUUGAAUGAUGUACAAACCCCUCCAGGUAAAACAUUACUCUGGACCCAGCAACAACACUAUACCUGUGCUUUCAGAAUCACUCUAACAGAAGGACUAGCCUCACUGUCAGCUUGAGUAGCUUAGGCAUCAAAAACUGGGUGUAUAAAACUCAGUAUUUGUGUGUGUGUGUGUGUGUGUGUGUGUGAGAGGGAGAGGGAGAGACAGACAGACAGACAGCACAUAUCUGUGCAUACAAGAGUGAGUGAAUGUGUCUGCAUGUGUGUUUGUGCGCUGUUAGUGUGCGGUAUUGAGAAUAGUUUGGUUUGUUUAUUGUGUGUGCUUUUUUUUUUUUUUUUUUAAAUACCCAUGUCUAAAUUUGGAGAAUUGUUGAUAAAAAUCAGUGCCUUAGACCUGCAAACAAUAUAGGUCUCUCUACCUUUGCCUGCACAUACUAUACCACAUAUGAUAUAGCAAGAAUGAGUAUGCUUUGCAGACGUUUAGCAGUAAACAAGUGCUUUGUGACUCUAUCCUUGUUACAUUUUUUGUGUGAGUGUUGCAUAACUAGGUUCAAGCUCAUUUUUUUAUAUUCCACUAGAAGUGCAGAGACUGUAAGUACAUGUAUGUAUGCCAAUAAACUCCAUAAACUACAA
Messenger RNA from Myripristis murdjan (pinecone soldierfish), 2659 nucleotides. Its product is annotated as follistatin-related protein 1. The coding region runs from base 159 to 1094 and encodes 311 amino acids. The record is from RefSeq and is a predicted model, not a curated record. Gene Ontology annotation, cellular component: extracellular region. Gene Ontology annotation, biological process: regulation of BMP signaling pathway; cell differentiation; multicellular organism development. The transcript is spliced from 11 exons. Gene Ontology annotation, molecular function: protein binding; calcium ion binding. NCBI's taxonomy places the organism in Eukaryota, Metazoa, Chordata, Actinopteri, Holocentriformes, Holocentridae.